GGCCGUGUUGCUUCUUCUGUAUUCUUUAUUUUCGAUAAAAGUUACUUUGAAAAUGUCCGCAUGUUACUGUUUUUGUCGACUCGUUUUUUCCGCGUCACUAUGAAUCUUGCUGGAGAUGCUUGUUUCAAUAGUCCUCCCAGGUUUAUUCCGUCAUGUUCUCAUAGUCUGCGAAGGUUUUAUGGUGUUGCUCAACACAUGCAAGGCUUUUUUAUCUUAGCGAUAUUCUGCGUUACUUUCUUAGGAUUCUUCCCAAUGAUGGCUGCCAUUAUUCACGAUCAACCCGUUCUUCGCUUCCGCAAGGUCUCUAAUCUCGCUUACACCCCAACUCGUGGAUCUGAGUUAGCAGCCGGUUACGACCUUUACAGUUCCGUUGACUGUGUGGUCAAAGUUGGGGGUCGGACACUAAUUAACACGGAUAUACAGAUUGCUUUGCCUCCCGGAUGCUAUGGUCGGAUAGCUCCCCGUAGCGGACUGGCUUUGAAGCACGGAAUCGACGUAGGUGCUGGAGUUGUUGAUCCAGACUACCGCGGUAAUAUUAUGGUGGUUCUCUUCAACUUUGGCGACGAAGAUUUUUACGUCAGACGUGGUGAUCGCAUCGCUCAACUCAUAUGUGAGCGUAUCUUCACACCCUCCCUAGAGGAAUGCCACACUUUGGACGAAACAAGGCGUGGUUCCAGUGGUUACGGCUCCACCGGGAUGUGA
Molecule: messenger RNA, 702 nt
Organism: Hydatigera taeniaeformis
Lineage: Eukaryota; Metazoa; Platyhelminthes; Cestoda; Cyclophyllidea; Taeniidae
Source: the annotation of a GenBank genome assembly